AUGAGUGAAAUCCGGUCAGAUCCAGAAGCAAUGGCAAAGAAACCAUUGGAAAGGUUCAUGCCGGAAACUUUCUCCUCCUGGGACCAAACCGCUCUUAGCCUCCACGCAGUCAUCGGAGCGUUUGUUGGUGAUGUCUUCAGCUUCAUCCUGAAAGCUGUGCGUGUCGUCACAAAGCUCACACGCUUGUCGCGUGAGAAGGUUAGGCUUUUGAAAUUCCUUAGCGGCGCGAGAUUUGCUGAUACGCGACAACAUUACACACACCCAUUUUCUUCUGGUGUCACUGCCCUCUUCUCAUCGUUCAAUUUCGUCGUCACCAUCAGAGAUAUGGAGACCUUACUGGUGAAUUGCGUCGAGAAAAACCUUAGCCAAUUCAUGCUCACCAACGCCAUCUUCCUUUGCGAACGUCUUCUCGCCGAAUUCCCCUCUGAGGUGAACCUGCAAUUGUUAGCAAGGUGUUACUUGAGUAAUAGCCAAGCUUAUAGUGCAUAUUAUAUCCUCAAAGGUUCAAAAACGCCUCAGUCUCGGUAUCUGUUUGCAUUCUCAUGCUUCAAGUUGGAACUUCAUGGAGAAGCUGAAGCCUCUUUGUUGCCCAGUGAAGAAUAUGUUGAAGAAAUUCCUGGUGGUGCAGCCGGGCAUUAUCUUCUCGGUCUUAUAUAUAGAUACGCUGGGAGGAAGAACAGUUCAAUACAACAGUUUAGGAAGGCCUUGUCGUUUGAUCCAUUGUGCUGGGAAGCAUAUAGAGAACUUUGUAGUUUAGGUGCCGCUGAAGAAGCCUCUACGGUUUUCGGCAAUGUGGCUGCUCAGCGUCUUCAGAUGACUUGCGUCUCACAAAGAAUAAACUUCUCAGAAGGAGAAACCAAUACUAUAGACCAGCGUACAGAUUCUGAUAAGGCCUCAACAAAAGAUACAAGUUUAUGGCAACCAGAAGAUGUUCCAGAAGAGAACCAACAAAAUAUGGAAACUAAGCAGCUUGCAGUAGAUAUUCCUUCAGGUAUUGACAAGGCACAUAACAGUGCUUCUCACACGAAUGGAUGGGACUUGAACACGCCUUCUCCAGUGCUUUUACAGGCAUUGGAGGCUCCACCACCUAUGCUCUAUAAGAACUAG
Molecule: messenger RNA, 1107 nt
Organism: Microthlaspi erraticum
Lineage: Eukaryota; Viridiplantae; Streptophyta; Magnoliopsida; Brassicales; Brassicaceae
Source: the annotation of a GenBank genome assembly